Colletotrichum truncatum is the source of this 576-nucleotide messenger RNA. Its product is annotated as glutathione-dependent formaldehyde-activating enzyme. Gene Ontology annotation, molecular function: S-(hydroxymethyl)glutathione synthase activity; zinc ion binding. Gene Ontology annotation, biological process: formaldehyde catabolic process. Lineage: Eukaryota; Fungi; Ascomycota; Sordariomycetes; Glomerellales; Glomerellaceae. The record is from RefSeq and is a predicted model, not a curated record.
AUGGCUCCCUCGCUUCACCCAUUGAUUGAUAACGGCAUUACCAAAGGCGAUGCAAACUUCCCCGGCGGCAAGCUCCGCUGCCUCUGCAAGAGCAAUCCUGUCGAAGUCACUCUCGGCAGCAAUGUCGCCCAUAACCACGCCUGCGGUUGCUCAAAGUGCUGGAAGCCCGCCGGAUCCCUCUUUUCCGUCGUCGGCGUCAUCCCCAGAGACCAGCUCAAGGUGACCGCCAAUGAGAACAAGCUUGCCAUCAUCGACAACUCCGCAGUGAUCCUGCGUUACGCCUGCAAGGAGUGCGGGGUACAUUUGUACGGACGUAUUGAAAAGGACCACCCAUUCAAGGGCCUGGAUUUUGUUCACACCGAAUUGUCCGACUCCAAGGGAUGGCAGGAACCCCAGUUUGCCGCCUUCGUCUCGUCGAUUAUUGAGCAGGGUUUCCACCCCAACGGUAUCGACGAGGUCCGCAGGAAGUUCAAGUCUGUUGGACUCGAGACCUACGACACGCUGUCGCCUCCUUUGAUGGAUCUUAUUGCGACCUGGACCGGUCAGCAGUCAGGUCGCCUCCCGGCCAAGUUGUAA